ACAAAACCUUAUUGUUGCGUAUUUGACCGUUCGAAGCAACAAGGAACGUUCUGUUUCCUUUUACUUGUUAAAAGAAAAAACAUCAGAUUAUAUAAAUCAGAUACAUAGAACAUAAGUUGUAAGAUUAUGAUCAAUUUAUGUGUUUUUAGUCUCAUCAAUUUAUCAAGAGAGCUAACUAUUUUAAAGAAUUCUCAAAGAACUAUUUUAAAGAAUUCUCAAAGAAUCUUCAUAAACCAAAAAGGAAAGAAACAAUGUCAAUGGAGAUCGACCCAUCUACUAAGAUCAAAUCCGCCGCGACUUCCUCACUUCCGGAGAAAAUCCAUCUUCGACCAAUGACUCUCUCCGACAUCGACGACUUCAUGGUUUGGGCCACUGACUCAAAGGUCACGCGCUAUUGCACGUGGGAGCCUCACACGAGCAAAGAAGCCGCGAUCUCAUACUUAAACAACGUCUUGUUGCCACACCCUUGGCUCAGAGCUAUCUGCUUAGAAAACGACCGUCCGAUCGGCUCGAUCUCCGUCACGCCAGUCGAUGAGAUCAGAGGAGAGAUAGGUUAUCUCAUCGGGAGCAAGUAUUGGGGGAAAGGGAUCGCGACGGAGGCUGUGAGGCUUGUGGCGGCGGAGAUAUUCAAGGACAAGCCGGAGAUGGAGAGGCUUGAAGCACUUGUCGACGUUGAUAAUGUCGGAUCUCAAAAGGUUCUUGAAAAAGUUGGGUUUGUGAGAGAAGGGGUGAUGAGGAAAUUUAUGUAUCUAAAAGGAAACGUUAGAGAUAUGGUCAUGUUUAGUUUAUUGCCUUCUGAUUCUUUGCACUGAUCAUGACCUGAAUUGCAUCAACAAAUAUCAAUCACAUCAGAUUUGUAUAGAUGAUAUAUUGUAUUUUGCUUUAGUUUGUAUAAAUCACAUGUUAUAAGUUGAUGUGAUGCUCUGUUUCCCCUUCUUCUCAUGUUGUACGUAGUAACCUUAUUUACUA
Messenger RNA from Camelina sativa (false flax), 969 nucleotides. The record is from RefSeq and is a predicted model, not a curated record. NCBI's taxonomy places the organism in Eukaryota, Viridiplantae, Streptophyta, Magnoliopsida, Brassicales, Brassicaceae.